Messenger RNA from Penicillium odoratum, 612 nucleotides. RefSeq lists its product as uncharacterized. The record is from RefSeq and is a predicted model, not a curated record. Lineage: Eukaryota; Fungi; Ascomycota; Eurotiomycetes; Eurotiales; Aspergillaceae. The transcript is spliced from 3 exons. The coding region runs from base 1 to 612 and encodes 203 amino acids.
AUGAGUCACAAUGCCCUAAAGAUCAGCAUGGAAAUUCUGCAGAGUCCCAUAAUCCUACUAAGCAUCUCGCUUGCAAGUCUGGCUUUCCUGAUGAUCCAUUCAUUCCGCCAGCGCGUGAUCCGCGCACUAUACUACGCCAGUGCGCAUCCCAUCCGGACCCAAAUAGCCGUGUUCUGUUUCACAUUCCUAGUUACCAUGCUCGCCAUGUCUCUAGGCUGGAGACCUUCCGGCACCAAUGUUGUGACAUUCACCACAGACAACGGAACGGUGUACUCGACUGAUGCCGGGGAUUAUAACCAGCUGUAUAACCGGUUGGCCAAGUCUUUGGAAGAGAAUCCUCACGCGGAGAUAGAAGUUGAGUUGGUUUCGUUUGUGAGGCUGAUUGAUGGAGAAAAGAGGAAUUUUAUUCUUAUUGAGGAGGGGAAGUACCAAGAUGAUCAGGGUAGGAUCUGGACUCUGAGUGACCUCCAAGCUCAUCCUCGAGAAGAAUUGAUAAAUGUCUUCGGACUUUGCACCUCUGAAGAUUAUUUUGACGUCAAAUUUGGGUACACUGUGCUGGAAAUUGAAUAUGAGAUGUGUUCGGUAAUUCAUACGCAUUUGUGCCCAACAUAG